This is a messenger RNA of Pundamilia nyererei, 987 nucleotides long. It is a transcript of the gene yaf2, whose product is annotated as YY1 associated factor 2. The transcript has 4 exons. Lineage: Eukaryota; Metazoa; Chordata; Actinopteri; Cichliformes; Cichlidae. The record is from RefSeq and is a predicted model, not a curated record. Gene Ontology annotation, cellular component: nucleus. The coding region runs from base 297 to 857 and encodes 186 amino acids. Gene Ontology annotation, molecular function: DNA binding; transcription coregulator activity. Gene Ontology annotation, biological process: positive regulation of DNA-templated transcription.
GUCAUUACUGUCAUAGAAAAGCAAAAUGGAAUCAUUAUUUAGCACUCUAAAUCGACAGAAGGGGGAGCUUACGCAGGGAACGUGAAGGCGGCAUUGAUUCAUCAAGAGGAAUGUCAAGCCACGGGAAGUAACCCAGCCUGUGAUUGGUCACAGCCCGUCACGUGAGCAUUUCCCAAGCGGAGUUUCCACGACAGCUGGAAGCCGAGCGGCACAAGCGCAUCGCUUCUCGGCUAAAAAAAAUUGAAAUAACAAGGCUCCUGGUCGUCUCAGCACCUCCAGAUAAACCCCGGUCUGGCAUGGGCGACAAGAGGAGUCCGACAAGGCCGAAGCGUCAACCGAAGCCCUCCUCCGACGAGGGGUUCUGGGACUGCAGCGUGUGCACGUACAAGAACACGGCAGAGGCUUUUAAGUGCAUGAUGUGUGAUGUCAGGAAGGGGACAUCAACAAGGAAGCCACGUCCCGUAUCCCAGCUAGUUUCUCAGCAGCAGGUAACGCAGCAGUUUGUGCUGCCCUCACAGCCCAAAAAGGAAAAGAAGGAGAGAGUCGAGAAGGAGAAGAGCGACAGAGAGCCGCCGCUUAAGAAGAACAGCCACAAGAAGAUGAGGCCAAGACUAAAAAACAUCGAUCGCAGCAGCGCCCAGCACUUGGAGGUGACGGUUGGGGACCUGACAGUCAUCAUAACGGACUUUAAGGAGAAGGCCAAGCCCUCAGCCACCUCGGCCACUUCCUCCAGCUCCGUGUCAUCGGCCGACCACCACAGCCAGAACGGCUCUAGCUCAGAAAACACAGAGAAGGGCCUUUCCCGCUCUUCCUCACCCAGAGGAGAGGGGAGCUCGGUCAACGGAGAGUCUCACUGAGUCAGCCUCCUUGAAACCUUUCCCUCCACCCCGCCUCCAUUAACGUCUCAUCUGCAAGUCCACAAGUCACUAGAGGAGUAUCCUGCCUCUACAUUAGAGCUGCACGAUAAUGAAUAAAACUUUUCUUUUU